Molecule: messenger RNA, 1431 nt
Organism: Galendromus occidentalis (western predatory mite)
Lineage: Eukaryota; Metazoa; Arthropoda; Arachnida; Mesostigmata; Phytoseiidae
Exons: 8
Coding region: 1-1431 (476 amino acids)
Source: RefSeq, a predicted model, not a curated record
AUGAGGUGGUUGAAGGUGGUUUUAGUGGUGUGCUCUCUCACAUCGAGCUCGAAUGCACGACGACCGAUCGUGAUAACCGUGGUGGCCAGCGAACUUCAGGAACAGUAUGCGACAGCAGCCCAGAUGGCUUUGGCUCGCUUUCAGCUGAACGCUUCCGACGUUCAGAUUAACAUUGUGGAUUCAAAAUGCGAUUACACAAAAGCAGUGGCACCUCUGAUUCUUCGGAGGGACACGAUAGACGUGCUCGUAGUAGAACCGAAGUGUCGAGAGGUCGCUUGCAAAGUGGCCGACUUCGCCUCCGAAUGGCAAGUUCCCGUUGUGUCGCCGAUUCCGCUGAAAAGAACGGAGCGAAAGCGAUCCCUGAUCUUGCUGAGCAUCGAGUACAAAACCUAUGGACUAUUGCUGCAGAAACUAUUCGACCACUUCAGAUGGAAUAGAGCCGCCUUCCUAACUAGCCCGCUGGACCCGGAGUGCCCCUCGGCCGUGACCGAGGUCUACAAUCUAUUGAUGCGGUCGAAUAACUCAAUAUCGCACUAUAUCUACGAGGAAAGACUCAAGCCUCCAGAUUAUAAGGAGAUUUUGUUGAAAACGGCGUACUAUGCCAAAAUCGUGAUAACUUGCUUGACCGAGCCCGAGCUGCGUCGCUUGUUGAAGGCAUCCGAGGAUCUGGGGUAUUCAGACACCGGUCGAAUGUACUUCAUAAACAUCCAACUCCCCGGCAAACACUUUUCUGAGCAUCUCCCGCAUUCCCAAAACUUAUUGAAUAUUCGCAUUAAACCGAUGCCACGAGGACAGAUCAUCCGAGAACAAAUCAAGAAAAGAGUAGAAUUCCUUAGCGAAGCGAACUAUACCAAGUUGAUCCAGGUCUACGAUGCCGUGUUCCUGUAUGCUUCCGUGCUAGUCGAGCACCGCGACGAUCCCAACACGCCGAGAGACAUGCUAGAGCGGCUGCUGAAGAAGUCUUCCUUCAAUUCGGGCACCACAGAAGAGGUUCCUCUGUCGCAUGGGCGACCCCAGUUAGAGCUCCAGGUUGUCGCCUACGAAGCGACCGUUCCAAAAGUAGUUUUCGUAUUGGGUGGCGACACGGGUGACAGAUUGGUGCAAGUGCGGCAGGUGAAUUGGAUCGAGGGUCACGCUCCCGACGACCAACCUUGGGGCGAUCCCGAUCUUCCACAGAUGGCCAUCGUUUUCGCCGCAUUAGGAGCGUUCAUCAUCGUCCUCGUCGUAGCAUUUCUGCUCAUCCACAGGUGGAUAAAAGCCAACUCGAUCGUGACUGGACUCCCAGACGAAGACAACGUGGAAGACGCUCCGAAAGACGUCUCGCAGGAGAACCAAAACCGCACCUAUCGAUCCACAAGCCCAUCGCAUGUUCGUUAUACAUUAUUGAACCCUCGCGACCUCGCGAUUCCAGACGAGAGAUCCGCCCGGUAG